UGUCCCUAAACUGGUCAAAGUGCACGUAUUGAAAGCUAUGAUGCUGAAUUUUAACAAGCAGGGGGCGUUUAAAACCACACAGAGAAAGACGACAGACUAGAGAACUGGAUGUUUCUACUGUAAAUAAAGAUCCGGAGGAAAACAAAAACUCAUACAAGUACAACAGCGUCGCAAAUCAAAGACCUACUGGAUCGAGUAUACUGUGGUGAAGGCACUGAUCAGAAAUGGGGUCUUUCAACAGAUCCAAGUAUGUGUAUUUCAUCUUGGUGGGAGAGGUGCAAUGGGGGUACAGCCCAGGGAGUAUAUGCUGCAUUGAAGAAAAUGUGUACACAGACCUGUUUUCUGAUACCAAAACCCCCCAAAAGUUACCCAUCAAGUUUAUUAAUAAAUAUAUUGGUCUUGAUGUGGACGUGGAUUUACUGCAGCCCCUCCAAGAGAAGGAAUUGGGUCUCCUGAAUUCCAUUGAACACCCCCCAGAUCGCCUGAGAUGUUUCUUGGAAAGAGAGCAGCUGGACUUCGCCUUGUCCCUUGAGAAAGACAAGCAGGUCUCAGUGGAGAUCCAUUCAGAGUGGUGCCAGGGUGUGGUUAGGUACAUUGGGAAAAUAAUGGACACAUCCUAUCCCUCGUACAAUAUCCCCAACACAUAUUUUGGGAUAGAAUUACAGGGUAAAGAUGAGGGAAAAGGGAAUACUAAUGGAUCGUACAAUGGAAAAUGUUGGUUUAAAUGCAAAUACAACUGUGGUAUCUUCGUGACCUUAACAAAGCUGAGAGCAGCCACUCAGCAGCCCAAGAGUGCCCCAGACACAGAGGGGUCAGCUGGGGAUGAGCCGGUGAACCCUGGGGAUCAGGUCCACUUCUUCGUGGAUGAGGCCUUUAAAAAGGGCCUGGUAAUCGGCCUGCAGAAGAAGGAUGCCAAGACUUACGCCAUGAUUGCCACAGAUGGGGAGCAGGGCAACACUAACCUGACCCUGCCACUGGACUGUGUGUUCAAGGAUGAGCUGCUGUCUCCAGCUGCUGAUUCAAACACUGACACCAGGAUGGACUGGGAGGCUCCUCCGAAGAGCAGCCAUGGGCAGAGUGGUGGAGAGUGGAAGUCUGAGCUCGUGCAGAACUCCGUGGUGGAAGUGAGUCUGGAAGCAGAGAGGCUCAUAUAUGGCACUAUCCGCUGGAUUGGAAGGCUACCUGAGAGAGAGGGCCUGUUCGCCGGGCUGGAGCUGGAGGAAGACAAGGGGGUCUCUGAUGGGUCCUUCAAGGGCGUUCAGAUGUUUUUUUGCCCCCCGAAGAGGGGUCUGUUUGUGAGGCUGCAGUCCUGCCAUCCUGACUCUCGCUUCCAGUCCCGCCCUGAUCAGAGGCAGGCGGCCACAAGGCUGCUGACAGAGGGGAAGGAGGGCGGCACAGCCAUUACUGGGGCCGUGCCUCCCCUGGAUGGAGACAGGGCUGUCCAGGUCUUGAAAGGGAAGAUGAGGGGGAUCCAGGGACAUUGCAACUCCUGCUACAUGGACUCGGCUCUCUUCAGUCUGUUCUCGUGCUCCUCCGUGCUGGACUCCAUGUUGUUCAAGAGCCCUGGCAGUCGAGAUGCUGACAUUCAGAACACCUUACGAGAGGAGAUCGUCAACCCGCUGAGAACAAAGGGUUUUGUGACAGCAAACAGUGUGAUGAAACUGAGGAAACAGCUGAAAGAAGGAGGCCACUGUGCCAGCUUCACCACAGAUGAGAAAGACCCUGAGGAAUUCCUGAGUCUCAUAAUGCAUCACAUCCUAAAGGUGGACCCGCUACUCAAGUUACAGUCUGCAGGGCAGAAGGUGCAGGAGGCGUACUGCUACCAGAUCUUCAUAGACCAGAGCAACAGCCUUGUCCUGCCCACUGUGCAGCAGCUCCUCGAGUACUCCUUCCACAACUCCAGCCUCAGGCUGGCAGAGGUGCCCUCCUGCCUGGUCCUGCAGAUGCCUCGUUUUGGGAAGAAGUUCAAGCUGUUUGAGACAAUCAUGCCGUCUCUGGAGCUGGACCUCACUGACCUCCUCUGCAACAGUCCCAGGGAGUGUAUUCUGUGCGGUGGCCUCGCUUUUCAGGAGUGCAUGGAUUGCUUUACAGACCAGACCUUCUCCAACACCGGCUUCAAGCAGUUCUGUGACAAGUGCUCGGAACAGGUUCACUCUCACCCCAGGCGGAGGGACCACAAACUCCCCAGACUGUCCCUGCCGGAGGGGUUCCGCUGGGGGAACGGGGUGGCGAAGUGGAGGAUCCCCAGAGAGAAGCUGGAGCUCUUCGCUGUGCUGUGUAUAGAGACCAGUCACUAUGUCUCCUUUGUCAGAUACGGACCACAGAAAGACCACUGGAUCUUCUUCGACAGUAUGGCGGACCGGCAUGGUGACCAGGAUGGUUAUAACAUUCCCACGGUGACCCUGUGCCCAGAGGUGGGCAGGUAUCUGGACAUGCCCCUCGCGGAGCUGGCAGGGCAGACACCGCGGGACAUGGAGGGCGUCGCCAAGCGGCUCUUCUGCGACGCCUACAUGUACCUGUAUCAGAGCAAGAGGAUGGAGCUGUAUAAAUAACAGGGAGGGAGGUGGGGAGGCUGCCCAGCACAGCAUCGCACAGCAGGGCAUCAAACAGUGAGACCUUCAGAUCAGAUUAUCCUAACCGUCAAAUUACAGAAACAGAGUGUUUUUUUUUUUUUUUUUUUUUUUUUUUUUAGGUUUGAUAUCUCUUCUGUUCUGCAGGACCCUAUUAUUUGCAAUACCACCCUGGUUAUUAAUUGAAUGGGUGGACCUUUCGGUAUAAAACACUCUAGCCACUAAUCCGUUGGUUGUGUUUCUGUUCUGAUGGAAGAGUUAAGUUCGCCCCAUCUAAGCUCGUUCAGUUAAAAAAAAAAAAAAUUAAAUUUGGAGCUACUUGCUUAUUUUAAAUAAAGAAGUUGGCAUUCCUAUAAAUGAUGAAAGUCAAGGGAUGGCUGGAAUCUAGAAAUGUAAUAAUUUAUUUAAAAAGGUACAUUCCCUAAGUAUGAAUCCCUUAUAGUGCGUUUUAUUUUUCUUUCAUACUGACCCUCAUAAUGUUUGCAGUCAUUCUUAGUGUUUGUAUUGCAAUUACUUAAAUGCUGUGUACUUUUUUUAUUUUUUAAUUUUACUUUUUGAUAAGCCUAGAAGUGGAGUGCUUGAAAUCCUCAUAGAAUACUAUAGGCUAGGAUGCUGUGCAGUACAAAAGGUGUUCCCAUGUCAGGGCCACAAUUCAGCUUUCUGGACACUCGAAGCUCCCUUAAGCUCUCUCAGGUUGUUUGUUUCUCGUACAGUACAGUGCUUUGAAAAUAUGGUCCUCUCCUUCAGUGGUGUGGACCAGGGUUUAUUCAGCACUCUAGUAACUCAUUUAUACUGGAGAUGAAGAGAAAACUUUCAUCUGUAUAUUUGUUUAAUGAUCAGCAUGAUCCAGUUUUCCAGUAUAAGUGAAUGUGCAAAGAAUGUAAAAAAACCAAACAAAGCAAUGUUCUGUUUGUAAAGUAUAGUGCCUUUCUAAAUUGCUAUUUUUGCUUUUUAAUUGUGCGCACAUUAAUUGAUUUCAUGCUUGAGUGGCGUCCUGGUAAAAGCUGAUAUCCCAUAAUUUCAGAUUCACAGAAUUUCUCUUAAUACACUCUUAAUAAAAAAAACUGUUUACUGGAAAAUGAGAAGAAGUUGAACAACUUGAUAACUCAACGAUUUCCGUUUUCAUGAAAUGGUUUUAGAAAUCGGUUGGUAAUUGUUUUUCCAGGCUACCCGUGCUGUGCAAUACUAGCUGGCAGUAAGCUGACUGCUCAUUGGAGUCGCUCUUUCAGUUGCUAGUUAAUGCCACAAUAGUAUGUAUUGAUGAUUGGAUUGGUUGACCAGGUGGUCCCAGGGAAGAGGCUAGACAGGGUUUCAGUGCCCCCCCUGGAGCAGUAUCCGCACUGCAGCCUGAUCAGAUGUUUGCGCUGAUACUUUUAUAGAUGCCUUUGGACAGUGUAUUUCUUGUUUUAUUUUCAUUUUGUAAAUGUUUACUCAAACUAGGGGGUCUCAGAAAGGAACAAUGGCAAGCAGACUCAGUACUUUAUCCUAGUUGUUGAAUCUGCUCAUGCAAUUGCACUGAAUGUUUUGUAAAGCUGUGUUAAUACAGUCUAUCUGAUUUUAGAAUUUUAUAUAUAUAUUUUAAUAUUUUAAUGUUAAAUCUAUCGAUGCAUUUCUAUAAUAUUAAAUGGGAUACUGUAUAUUCAGGGUCCAAGUGAGGAAAACUUUUGAGAAUAUGUUGGAUUUCCAACAAAUCUUUUUUUAAAGCCCAAAUGUACAAGCAAUAUUGAGCAUUUCUAAUUGUAGUGAACGAGGAGAUAAACUCUACAAGUUGUAGUAAUUGACGAGGCCUGCCGAUUGGUUUAUUUUAAAAUUUGGAAUGAUUACCUCCAACUUCACUGCACUGAAUAACAAAUCAUCGCUAUUAUACACCGUUACUUUAUAGAAAAAUACCUUAAAUGUGCUCUGUUUACUUCCUUUUAGUUUUUAUUCUUGGACACCUGAAUAAAUCUAGACGUUUUAAACUUGUUCCAUUUCACACCUCAGAAAUUAAAAGAUGAGGUGCAUUGUGACAUAUCCUUCGGCAACAGAGCGAUCCUAUUGGUUUGAAAUGUUGUGAUGGUGUAUAAUGUAUAAUACGCUACAAACACAAGGUCAGAUGAAUCCUCUGACAGCUGGACUGAGCAGUGAGGAUGUUCUGUGUUCGUCUGUGUCACUGGUGAGGGGUUAGCUGACUUCAGCAAUUCCCCUAGUACAUAUUUGAAUGUUUGCCAAACCCCAAUAUAGUUGUAAUGACAAUUGAUAAACAGUUUUAUUUUUUUGUGGUGGAAAUAUGAUUAUAUUCUGGUUAUUUUGUUUGCUUAUUCAGGAUGUGCGUUGUUUAAAUAUAUCAGAUUUAUAGAGCAUUGGUAUUAUGUUAUGACACAUGGCUGGUAAAUUAAACCAGUCGGUAACGGGAUUCUUACAAGUAGCCUAGCCCUUUAAAAAAAAAUGCAGUUCACUGUAGAAAUGUUUUCAAUUUUCGUAUAGCUUUCCUGUAGAUCACUCUCUUGUUUAAACGUCUAUUUAUUUAUUUCAUUUUCUACAGAUGUGUAAAACUGCUUGUACAUUUCUGUAGUUUUCUGCUGAUUUCUGUCAAUAUACAGGAUAUAUAGAUCUAUGAAUUGGUUAUUUUUUUACAGUUUUAUAGUUCCUGUUGAACCUGAUAUUAAACAUAACUUUUUCUUCUGUCUGUACUUGGUUAUAGACAAGUGGGUUAAUGGCUUAAACCUGAACAAGUUCUUGUUUUGAGGUUUGCACACAUGGCAACUGAUUGAUGACCUCAACACUGGAUCAUAGUAUGUGUAUUUGUAUUUGAAAGUGAUCUGUAUCAUGUAUGAUUAAAGUUAGUCCAUGUUGCCUGACCUUUAACAUUUACCCAUGUAAAAAAACUGUCCAACACACAGCAGUCUUGUCUGAAUGUUGAGGGUGUUAAUGUACCAGUUUUUGCACUUUGCUUGCACUGUGAUCUGCUGCUAGUGCUUCUCUGACUUUUUAUGAAAAGUGGGAAUAAAAUAAAAAAAAUACUUUAAAACUA
Molecule: messenger RNA, 5583 nt
Organism: Polyodon spathula (Mississippi paddlefish)
Lineage: Eukaryota; Metazoa; Chordata; Actinopteri; Acipenseriformes; Polyodontidae
Gene: cyldl
Product: cylindromatosis (turban tumor syndrome), like
Exons: 15
Coding region: 225-2552 (775 amino acids)
Biological process (GO): protein K63-linked deubiquitination
Cellular component (GO): cytosol
Molecular function (GO): cysteine-type deubiquitinase activity; K63-linked deubiquitinase activity
Source: RefSeq, a predicted model, not a curated record